Brenthis ino (lesser marbled fritillary) is the source of this 2982-nucleotide messenger RNA. The record is from the annotation of a GenBank genome assembly. Lineage: Eukaryota; Metazoa; Arthropoda; Insecta; Lepidoptera; Nymphalidae.
AUGGCUAAAGUUAAAAAUAAAAGAAACGCUAAUAUGGCUGAUAGAGUUCACAAUAAGAAGAAAGCUGAUGCAAAUAAAAAGAAAUUGAAUCCAUUCGAAGUUCAUAUUAACAGAGAGAAGCUGAAAGUUUUAGGAAAGAAAUCUAAACAUGAUCGGGGAUUACCGGGUGUAUCGCGGGCUAAAGCAAUUCAGAAGAGAAAAGAAACCUUGGGAACUGAAAUGAAGCUCAUAAACAAAACUAAUACUUUUAUUGAUAGACGCAUUGGUGAGAAGAAUAAUCAGUUAUCUGCUGAAGAUCGUAUGAUAGCCAGAUUCGCAGCUGAAAGAGCUAAACAACAUAGCAAAAAGAAUAUAUAUAAUCUGGCUGAUGAUGAGAUUUUGACACACAGAGGUCAAACUUUGGAACAAAUAGAGAAAUUCGAUGAUCCAAGGUCUUCUGAUGAUGAGGAUGAGGAAAAAAGAUUUGGUGGAUUGGGUGGGGAGUUUGUAUCUGAGGGUCACUUUGGUGGUGGCAUGUUAUCAAAAACAGAGUCAAAAGAUGGAGCUAAAUCCCACAAGGAUUUAAUAGAACAGCUCAUAGCCGAGUCCAAAAUACGGAAGGCUGAGAAACAAAAGGAAAAAGAGCAAACUUUAGAUUUAACGGAAAAGUUGGAUAGUGAAUGGAAAGAUUUACAACCUGUAGUGUUCAAGCAGCAAAAACAAGAAGAGUCUAUAAUAGAUAAGUUAUUAAGUAAAGCAGAAAAGGGACUUGAUUAUGACAGAAUGAUGAGGGAGCUGCGAUUUGAGAAACGAGGAACACCAUCUGAUGGUUUAAAAAGUAAAGAAAAGCAAGAUGAAGAAGAAAGAAAGAAAUUAGGAGAAUUAGAAAAACAAAGGGAACUAAGAAUGUUACCUGAAGAAGAAGUUGUUGCAUCCAGAAAUACUAAGCCAGCCAAUAAACACAGAUCUGCAGAUGAUUUAGAUGACAAUUUUGAAUUGGAGGAUGAAAAGGAAUUCAUGUUGGCCUAUGAUAAUGAGGGAAAACCAUUAGUUCCAGAACAUGUAUUGAAAGAUUACUCAGUUCCAAAUGCUAAAAAGAAGUUUGAAGAUGGUAUCUCAGAUACAUCUGAAUCUGAAGAAGAUGCAGAUAGUGAAAAUGAAUCUGACAAAGAAAGUGGUGAAGAAGACAAUAUUGGUGAAGUUUUAGAUGCAAAUCUGUCUAAAGAAAAAAACAUUAAAAAAGGAAACAUUAGUGAAAGUUCUGACGAAGAUGAAUCAACGGAUGAUGAGAAAUCUGAAGACAAUAAUCAGAGAAUAGAAGAGAAAAUUCAGUUCAAGGAAAAAAAUAAUCUUGAAAAUGAUAAAGAUAAAAGCUUAAAAAGGAAAAAAGAGGCAGAUUCUAAUGAAGUUAGUAACAAAGAAGAUACAGAAGAGAAAAAGAAAGCAAAAUUACAAAAUGAAAAGAAGGAAGAAUUGAGUAAAAGUAACUUGAAAAAAGAUUCCAGUAAUAAAAUAACUCAUAAAAUUGUCACCAAAGAAAAAUCUGAUGAAGGGAGAAAUUCUGAUGAAGAAGAAAAAUCUGAAGAAGAAAAUUCUGAUGAACAAGAAGAAUCUGAUGAUAAUGAGGAUGAAGAAAGUGAAGAAAAAAAAGAUGAAUUUAAAGAUCUGAUAGAAUCUGAAGGAUCAGAUAGUGAAAUUGAAGAUAAUAGCAAAAGGAUUAGUUCUUUCUUUGAUUUAAAAUCGAGUGAAUGUGAUAAUUUAAAGGAACUACUAACGGGAAAGUCCCCUUCACAACAGGCUGCAGCACUACAAAAACUAAUUAAAAGUUAUGAUCCGGGUCUUUCUGAAAAUAACAAAGAAUUAUUAAGUAGAUUAUACGCACAUUUACUUCAGUAUAUUCACGAUAUAUUCUCAAAUUUAACAGAUGAGGCUGAUAUAAUAAAAUCAUUUUUAGUUUUCAACAAAUUAGUACCAUAUUGCUAUGAUUUAGUACAUUUAAAUAAAGUGUCCACAAAAAAAUUCAUAGUUGAAUUAUUAAAAGAAAAACAUGAUAAUUUCAAACGCAAUUCUAAAAAAGUACCUGAUCUGGAUACGUUAAUAUUUUUUAAAUUAAUAUCUAUUUUAUACCCGACAUCUGACUUCCGGCAUCCGGUAACGACGCCGUCUUUGUUUUUCAUGACGGAAAUACUAACUUUGUCACGUUUUCGAGAUGCCUAUUCGGUUUCUAGAGGAUUAUUUAUAACUUCUUUAAUUUUAGAAUAUACUUUCCUUUCAAAAAGAUAUGUACCGUCCGCGUUAAACUUUUUGAGGGGUAUUUUUUAUUUAUGUGCUAAUACUUCAAUACUAAAUCCCAUACAAGUUGUCCCGCCAUUCCGUAUACAUAAAGACGUCAAAAUUUUGAAUUUAGAAGGCGACUGUUCAAAGAUGGCCGUCGAUAAUAAAAUGAAGGCAAAGGAUUUAGUUUUAACAGAAGUAAGCGACGAUUUCAAAAUACGCUGUCUAUACACAGCAACAGAAAUGUUAAAAGAAUUUUUCGAUAAAUAUGUCGAGUUAGAAGUAUUAAAAGCCAUUUUUGAGCCACAUAUACAAUUAUUAGGUAGGGUCGAUUUAGAUUUAUAUCCGAAAAAUGUAGCGAAAAAAGUUACGGAGGUAAUACAAUAUAUGAAACAAACGUUAGAAGUAAAGACGUACACACAAAUGUCAAGGGAAAAAGUCCGACCGAAAGCUUUGAGGCUGUACGAACCGGACAUUCAAGAUGUCUUCACUGGCAGCAAGAGUUCCAAGUUAUCUAGAGAGAGUGCAGAGAAGGCCAGGUUGCAAACCAAAUAUAAGAAGGAAAUGAAAGGAGCACUCAGAGAGAUCAGACGAGAUAAGGCAUACAUAGGCUCUGUGAAGAUACGGCAGAAGAUACACAGUGACAACAUAAGGAAAGAUAAGGUGAAACAGAUCUAUAAAGACGCAUCCAUACAACAAGGGGAGUUAAAUAAAUUAAAACGAAUGAAG